ACGGCAUACGAUUUAUAGAGCCUCGAACCAGCCGCUCUGGAUCGACGCCGGCGCCGGUGGCGGCCGCGUGCUCAGGGCCGCCGGCGCGCUGGGCGCGAGCUAUAGCAAGCUGCUGGGCCGGAUCGUCAUCGACAACGGCGACUUCAAGACGGGCCAGAUCACCUUCACCGACGCCAACUCCCGCCGGACCCUGUAGAAUGCCGCGCGGCAGGGGAGUUCGUGGAGCGAGGUGUUCAGCCAGACGGACAAGAGCUAUGUGUAUUUCCCCAUGGUUGCAGUCGUGGUGUGAUAGGGACUUGGCCGCAGAAGUACUAUUGCGUUUUUGGCAGCGUUGGAGGUCAAGCAUAGUAGCGGUUCUGUUCAUCAUUGUCAUGUAGACGAUAAUACCG
Messenger RNA from Microdochium trichocladiopsis, 389 nucleotides. RefSeq lists its product as uncharacterized. The coding region runs from base 198 to 377 and encodes 59 amino acids. NCBI's taxonomy places the organism in Eukaryota, Fungi, Ascomycota, Sordariomycetes, Xylariales, Microdochiaceae. The record is from RefSeq and is a predicted model, not a curated record. The transcript has a single exon.